Cotesia congregata is the source of this 2969-nucleotide messenger RNA. The record is from the annotation of a GenBank genome assembly. NCBI's taxonomy places the organism in Eukaryota, Metazoa, Arthropoda, Insecta, Hymenoptera, Braconidae.
CAGUUAUGGGAGCGACGAUCGACAGUAUAGAAGAGGAAACGACGAGUCCAGCAUCCGCUGCAGUGACUGAAACGACGACAGUGGCCGUCGUUAAAACGAGAACCGGAAAUGACAUAGGGGGUAGUAUAGACCUCUUGGCAGCAUUGCAACUGCACAACACGACACGCCAGGGCGUGACACAAGUACCCGGUCUCGUUAGACUGAAACCUGCAUAUUAUCUUCAGGGUGAGGAGAGAGACCUUCAAGUAAGUCAAAUAAAUUUUGAAAGAGCGGCAUCUUUGCUCCGGCGGGUUCCGGAGUUUACUGUAGCCGCCUCUUUGAGACAAGAAGAGGCUAAUUCGGGAACAAUAAUAGCCUUUUCUCAUGGUAAUAAUAGAUACUUGGAGCUGCAAAGCAGCGGACGUAAAGACGAAUUGCGUCUUCAUUACGUAUCACGUCGUGAUGGUGCCGUACAUGUCGAGGCCUUUCCCUUCCGUCUGGCUGACGGAGUGUGGCACAGGGUCGCCCUGAGUAUUAGCGGCUCGCAGGUCGAGCUCCUAGUUGACUGUCACCCCCUUUACAGGCGUUUACUGAGGCCUGGACCACCUGACACUAAUUUUACCCUGCCUCAACUUCAACUGUGGGUUGGUCAACGAAACGCCAAACACUUUUUAUUCAAAGGCGCCCUUCAAGAUGUCAAGCUUAUUCCAGGUGCGCAUGGAUAUUUAUCACAGUGCCCUCAGCUUGAUACUUCAUGUCCUACUUGCGGUCAAUUUUCUAUUCUACAAAACACAGUCGAGCAGUUGAUGCAUAAUCUCAAUGAAUUGACACACAGGCUAGCUGCUGCAGAGGGUAGAAUAAGCAAAGUGGAGGAAUGCGAGUGCCAAAAAUCUUGCAGAUCAAACGGUACUAUACAUGAAGACGGGUCAACUUGGGAAGAAGGCUGUCAACAAUGUUUGUGUGUCCACGGCGAAAUAGAAUGUCGGCCUACACCUUGUGCUCCUGUCACCUGCAAACAUCCAAUUAUACCUGCGGGGAAAUGUUGUCCUGUUUGCCUAAAGGAAUGUUUGUACCAAGACACCAUUUAUGAUCAUGGAGUUGCAAUAUUUCCAAAACCGUGCUUCGAGUGCAAGUGCUUUGACGGUAGUUUUACUUGCCUACCUAUCGACACUAAAGCUCGGUGUCCACCAUUGCCUUGUCCGCCAAGCGAACAAAUAACUGUAGCCGAAGAAUGCUGCAAGUUUUGUCCAGGAGUGGAUUACUGCGCGAAAGGUCAUGAUUGCCAUAGAAAUGCAUCCUGCCUAAAUCUUCAGACGACUUAUGACUGCCACUGCAAUCAUGGUUUUCAAGGAGACGGCCAAAAUUGUCACGAUGUCGAUGAGUGUAAACAGCAAGGCGGCCUGGAGGGUCACCAUUGCAAUAAAAAUACCCGAUGUGUCAACGUCGUCGGCUCAUACACGUGCGAGUGUCUUCCCGGGUACCAGAGGGUGGACGGAUUUAACUGUGCCGAGCUGGACGAGUGUGCGACCGGUCAUCAUUUAUGCUCCGAACACGCGACCUGUGUCAACACGCCUGGUAGUUACUAUUGUAUCUGCAAGGACGGAUACUCUGGAGACGGCUACUCUUGCAAACCGGUGUGUAACCAAACCUGCCAAAAUGGUGGUGAGUGUGUUGCUCCAAGUAAAUGUUCCUGUCGACGAGGUUACAUCGGUAACAGCUGCGAGCUGGAUUUGGACGAGUGUGCAAGUGAUCUGCACAGAUGUCAUCACUCUUCGACGUGUUUCAAUAUGCCUGGAUGGUAUUAUUGCCGCUGCAAACCUGGUUACCGUAGUGAUCUUCACGACACUACCGGAGGGACUCACUGCGUGGACAUUGACGAGUGCAAUGAUCAGACACUCGAAAAGAGACACACCUGUCAUCCGACUGCCAGAUGUGUUAACACUGAUGGUGGAUAUGAGUGCGCUUGUUCUCAUCAAGAAACGCCACUCAAUGAAUGCAGUCUAAACUGCUGGUACGAAGAUCGUGAAAUUGAGAAUGGCGAAGUUUUCGCCCCAGCUGGUAACCCCUGCAGACAAUGCACCUGCAAGGAUGGUGUAGUAACAUGUAGAGACCCAAUUUGCGACUGUAGUUCGCCAAGAAGUAGAAGAGACAAAUGUUGUCCUCAGUGUGAUCCAGCUGCGUCUUGCCGGCAUCAAGAGCUGCAUCAUCUUGUCUUCAGAAGCGGGGAACGGUGGAUUUAUCAAUGUCAGACUUGCGAGUGCCUGUACGGCGAAAUAGACUGCUGGCAAAUGGAAUGCCCACCGGUGACUUGCAGCAACCCAGUAACUGAAGACGGGGACUGUUGUCCGCGUUGCGAGGACGAUCCAUGUGCUCGAGAGAACCAUGUUAACGGCACAUCCUUUUCAUCAUCCUCGAGUCAUCCGCAGCCGUGCAGUUAUGCCGGCAUUGUUCACGAAAGUGGGAGCGCCUGGCAGGACCCGCACGACAAAUGCACCACGUGCGAGUGCAAGGACGGGCAGUUAUGCUGUAGCUACGAUUACGGCUGCGCUGGCGAUAUUGGGCUCAAGCAGCACCCAGUCACUGUUGGUGAGCCUGAUCCUGUCUCUGUUCCGAGCGAUCCGAGCAGUUCGGGCAAAAAUUUCACUCCACCGGAAGCAGCAGUAUCAACGAUUGAAUCAGCAGAAUCUGACCCAGACUCAGCAUCGUCCUCCAGCAGCUUCACUCAGUCACGUAGUAUCGCUAAAAAUCUCAUCUCUUUCCCAAAGACACCGUCAGUUCGUCGCAAUCAGAUUGACGGCAGUCGCACCUUGGUGGCGGUAUCCGCGAAUAACAAUUAUAAUGAUAACAAUAACAAUAACAAUAAUGAUAAUAACAAUAACAAUAAUAAUAAAGAGCCACGAAAAAAUACUGUUGUUAAACGUGGUAGUUUUAGUAGAUCAUCAUAUCUAUCAGCUUCUUCACGUCUCGUCGGUAGCAAUGACGCCACUUGA